AUGAAGGCGACCAACCUUGGAUAUAUACUUAACACGCUUGACGAGGAGAUCGAUGCGGAGUACACUGAUCCGCGAAGGACAGCAUCUACAGCGGCAGCUGCGACCACAAAACCAGCUGUCAGUGUGGAUUCCCACCUCCCAUCUAGGCUUGCCCAGAGAUCCCUGGACAGACUGAACGACAAUCGCUCAUCGUCAGCAACAGGAACAUUUUCAUCAUUAGCCCUCACGAGAGUAGAUAGCCAUAUCCCCGCGCAUGCUCGCCGGCCACAAAGGACUGGGAGCGGCAGGUGGUUAUGUCCCCCCAAGCCUUACUGCUUCUCAGGGGAAUGUCACAUCCCAGGGCGCACGGUCACUCUUCACCAGCUGCGCCAAGUUGAAGACUCUCGACCCGGAGCAGGCGCUUCCUUUGAUUGCCACACCACAACAGCCGACAUCACUGGCGACGGUGGUGCGAGCAGCAACGACAUUGAAAACGAAGUGCAGGAACCCGUCACGCGUGGAGCCCAGUGCAUGAUGGAGAGCUCGGUAGCGCAUCUGAGACGGAUGCGGAACAGGGAGGCGGCGAAGAAGUCGCGGGAACAGAAGCACAAGCAGUUAGUCGACAUGGGGAAGGAGUUGACAUGUAGCAAGCUACGUGUCACAGAAAUGUCGCACCAGCUUGAGUUAUUGAGGGAGAAAUAUCAGUCGCUACUGGGCAUUAUCCAACCGGCGCUGCGGAAGAACGUUGAGCGCAACGGCUUGCCUGACUUUGCUGUUCUUUCCCUGCUUCAAUCUGCUGCGGCGCAAAAGCCGCGCCCUUCUUCUGUUACUGUCACUCUUGGGUCCAAGGUUGAGCCGUGGCUCACGGAAAUAUUAAGGCGUAUCGAAAUCAAUGAACCGCUCGAUAGCGUGUCUGAGCAUCAAAUGUGCCUUGGUAAAGCUUUAUCAUCGCCAAACGCAAUCUGGCUCCUGGCAUCCCUGAUGCUCAAAACCCCGAAAUCCGAAGUUGAUCGCGGGUUUUACUACCAGCUUGUCGUUAUCGAGGCGAACAUUGUUCUUGUCGAUAUCCCAUGCAACAAGGUCGUAUUCAAGCUGACUUCGAACACGAUAGAGACUCUUAUCAAGUACUAUCAUGACGUCUAUUGCGUUGAUGACGAAGGGAAGGAACAUCACCAGAGGCUGCAUGAGGACUUUGUUCAAGCUAUUAAACGCUACGAUUUCUACAUGCGUGCUUCUGUGCUUGAAGGUCUGGAAACGGAUGGUGCUGGCGAGUUACUUUGUGGGCAAAGCCAAAAUGUCAAAAACAGCAUUUUGGAGCUUAUGCAGCGCCUGUCACCCUCGCCGCCGAAAGAAGUCGAGCCCAUUUAG
Messenger RNA from Pyricularia grisea, 1347 nucleotides. RefSeq lists its product as uncharacterized. The coding region runs from base 1 to 1347 and encodes 448 amino acids. Gene Ontology annotation, molecular function: DNA-binding transcription factor activity. NCBI's taxonomy places the organism in Eukaryota, Fungi, Ascomycota, Sordariomycetes, Magnaporthales, Pyriculariaceae. The record is from RefSeq and is a predicted model, not a curated record. Gene Ontology annotation, biological process: regulation of DNA-templated transcription. The transcript has a single exon.